GCCACCCCCAGCCCGGCCCGCGCGGAAGGGGCGCUCGGCCGGGCUCCUGCCUCUCUGGCUGCGGGCGGCCGGUGAGGCCGCAGCUCGGCAACGUGUCUGGCCCAUGCUGCUGGCCGCCGCUCCCCACGCGCUCCCUGGCGCGGCCCCGACUGGGGCUAGGGCCGCAGACGCGCGGGGCUCCUUUGGGCGCGGGCCUCGGGUGCCGACACCUCUGCGGCGGGAGUCGCGGUGGAGCCUAAAUGGAGAGCCGGCCCGGGGGCGGCGUUGCUGUGACUGACACCUCCGGGGUCUGUCCCGAGAGGGGGCGAUUCCGCCGGCUCCCGGUUCUCUCCCGAGCUCGGAGUUCCUAGGGGAGGAGGCUUUCUCCAACUACCGCCGCUACUUCCGAGGUACGAGACUCCAGUUGUUUGGCCAAAGUGGCUGUGGGCCCAGCACACGCUGCCGCGGGGGCGUUCGCUGCUGAGAUCGUGCUCGCGGAUCCUCGCAGCAAUGCAGCAAGUCUUGGAAAACCUUACGGAGCUGCCCUCAUCUACUGGAGCAGAAGAAAUAGACCUAAUUUUCCUCAAGGGAAUUAUGGAGAAUCCUAUUGUAAAAUCACUUGCUAAGGCUCAUGAGAGGCUAGAAGAUUCCAAACUAGAAGCUGUCAGUGACAAUAACUUGGAAUUAGUCAAUGAAAUUCUUGAAGACAUCACUCCUCUAAUAAAUGUGGAUGAAAAUGUGGCAGAACUGGUUGGUAUACUCAAAGAGCCUCACUUCCAGUCACUGUUGGAGGCCCAUGAUAUUGUGGCAUCAAAGUGUUAUGAUUCACCUCCAUCAAGCCCAGAAAUGAAUAAUUCUUCUAUCAAUAAUCAGUUAUUACCAGUAGAUGCCAUUCGUAUUCUUGGUAUUCACAAAAGAGCUGGGGAACCAUUGGGUGUGACAUUUAGGGUUGAAAAUAAUGAUCUGGUAAUUGCCCGAAUCCUCCAUGGGGGAAUGAUAGAUCGACAAGGUCUACUUCAUGUGGGAGAUAUAAUUAAAGAAGUCAAUGGCCAUGAGGUUGGAAAUAAUCCGAAGGAAUUACAGGAAUUACUGAAAAAUAUUAGUGGAAGUGUCACCCUAAAAAUCUUACCAAGUUAUAGAGAUACCAUUACUCCUCAACAGAGUUGCAUCAAUAUGGAGAGGCAUCCAGCACACAUCCAUCAGGUAUUUGUGAAGUGUCAUUUUGAUUAUAAUCCAUACAAUGAUAACCUAAUACCUUGCAAAGAAGCAGGAUUGAAGUUUUCCAAAGGAGAAAUUCUUCAGAUUGUAAAUAGAGAAGAUCCAAAUUGGUGGCAGGCUAGCCAUGUAAAAGAGGGAGGAAGCGCUGGUCUCAUUCCAAGCCAGUUCCUGGAAGAGAAGAGAAAGGCAUUUGUUAGAAGAGACUGGGACAAUUCAGGACCUUUUUGUGGAACUAUAAGUAGCAAAAAAAAGAAAAAGAUGAUGUAUCUCACAACCAGAAAUGCAGAAUUUGAUCGUCAUGAAAUCCAGAUAUAUGAGGAGGUAGCCAAAAUGCCUCCCUUCCAGAGAAAAACAUUAGUAUUGAUAGGAGCUCAAGGUGUAGGCCGAAGAAGCUUGAAAAACAGGUUCAUAGUAUUGAAUCCCACGAGAUUUGGAACUACGGUGCCAUUUACUUCACGGAAACCAAGGGAAGAUGAAAAAGAUGGCCAGGCAUAUAAGUUUGUGUCACGAUCUGAGAUGGAAGCAGAUAUUAAAGCUGGAAAGUAUUUGGAACAUGGGGAAUAUGAAGGAAAUCUCUAUGGAACCAAAAUUGAUUCUAUUCUUGAGGUUGUCCAAACUGGACGGACUUGCAUUCUGGAUGUCAACCCACAAGCACUGAAGGUAUUGAGGACAUCAGAGUUUAUGCCCUAUGUGGUAUUUAUUGCGGCUCCGGAGCUAGAGACGUUACGUGCCAUGCACAAGGCUGUGGUGGAUGCAGGAAUCACUACCAAGCUUCUGACCGACUCUGACUUGAAGAAAACAGUGGAUGAAAGUGCACGGAUUCAGAGAGCAUACAACCACUAUUUUGAUUUGAUCAUCAUAAAUGACAAUCUAGACAAAGCCUUUGAAAAACUACAAACUGCCAUAGAGAAACUGAGAAUGGAACCACAGUGGGUCCCAAUCAGCUGGGUUUACUGAUGAUUCAGUAAGGUUAACAAUGAAAAUUAAACUUUUAAAAAGUGACUGCAACAAGUAAACCUUCUACUGAGAAAAUACAUCACAGAUAGAAGAUUAUCUGCCAAGUCCAGGCAUUUUUAUGGUGUAGAUUGAAAUAAUAGUACACUUCUGAAUUUUUAUAUAAAAUGUGGUUGGAAGGUGUACUAAUAUAUAAUCUAUCUUAAUUUUUCUAACUUUGUAUGGAUAAUCUUUCUAUUCCUAUCACAUAAAGAAAUGCGUUGAAGCA
Messenger RNA from Pongo pygmaeus (Bornean orangutan), 2419 nucleotides. It is a transcript of the gene PALS2, whose product is annotated as protein associated with LIN7 2, MAGUK p55 family member. Bases 490 to 2154 code for a protein of 554 amino acids. The record is from RefSeq and is a predicted model, not a curated record. Gene Ontology annotation, molecular function: protein binding. The transcript is spliced from 13 exons. NCBI's taxonomy places the organism in Eukaryota, Metazoa, Chordata, Mammalia, Primates, Hominidae.